UGACUUUCGAAUCACAAAAUUUAUUUUCGAUAGAAUAAUUAAAUGCUAAUCUUGAAACUUCUUGAAAGUAAGACGAGGAAAUGGAUAAAUCAAACGACUAUCGCUCUCAAUGAGCUAUUUAUUUUAAUUGUAGACUUUAUAUUGCUCUCACGAGUUCCAUUUCGCGACGGUUUUAAAUUAAUGAUAUCGGUCAUGUGCCUAUUCUCCUCCUUAAAAUAAGCCUAAUUAAUAAUAGGUCCGAGACAAUCUCUUGCGACAUGCAUAAAGUUGCAAUAGCGGCUGAGGGAAAGUUGAGGGAAGGACUGCGUCUCGAAGAGUAUUGAAUUAAACCCACGUCUACCAAAGUAGGAAGUAGGUCCAUCCAAAGGCAAACAGUUGGCAACUUCUUGACAUAUUCUAUUUAUAUCGUCUCUGGUGGAGAAGACCAUGGACUCUGAGCAUGCCAAAAUUCACGCCUUCUCCUCGGUCAUCGUCGCCAUCAUCGUCGCCGUUGGGGUAAUCAUCGCCGCCGUCAUCGUAGCUGAUGGAGAAUACGGGAGAGGCCCGAUCCCGUGCAUGACCACCAACGGAGGGGGAGCCUUAAAGGCUAUGCCAAGUAGUGUGACCAUGGAUAUCAUGAUCAUACACGAUGAGACGGAGAUUGGCAUGCAGAGGGCACGAUACGACUACGACAAGAACACGAUCUUGGUCGAAACUCCGGCGAUCACGGAUGGAUUCAGCAAUGCUACCAUUGCCAUGGACUACGACAGGUCGGUUGUGGUUAUCAAGCUACUUGAUGAAGAUGACUUUUGCUAUGUAUCUGCCUUGAGUGGAGACAUGAUGGACAUGGCAGAUAGAUCCACGAAGUUUAUGGAAAUGGGACAUACGGGACAUGAACAGGCGAUCGACGUGAAUACCGCUGACGAUGUAGAAAUGAGCUAUCAGACCGCUGGGCUAAUUCCCGCUGGUUACGUCACCAACGCCAACGGACCAAUCAUACGCGCUCUCUGCGCCGGAGACGAAUCCUAUUGGUCGAAACCGAGAAUGUCGUCAAGCAGAACGAGACGUCGUUCUGGCAGGGCUUCCGCUCGUUUUUGUAUUUUCGGAUUCUGCUUCAAUAUUAAUUUCUAAUCACUUUAUCUUGAUUUGCAUUCUGACUAUACUUAGUGCCAGA
Messenger RNA from Strongylocentrotus purpuratus (purple sea urchin), 1153 nucleotides. RefSeq lists its product as uncharacterized. Bases 427 to 1110 code for a protein of 227 amino acids. Lineage: Eukaryota; Metazoa; Echinodermata; Echinoidea; Camarodonta; Strongylocentrotidae. The record is from RefSeq and is a predicted model, not a curated record. The transcript has 5 exons.